Schistocerca gregaria is the source of this 2484-nucleotide messenger RNA. RefSeq names its product protein crooked neck (gene crn). The record is from RefSeq and is a predicted model, not a curated record. NCBI's taxonomy places the organism in Eukaryota, Metazoa, Arthropoda, Insecta, Orthoptera, Acrididae. Gene Ontology annotation, cellular component: Prp19 complex; post-mRNA release spliceosomal complex; precatalytic spliceosome. Gene Ontology annotation, biological process: spliceosomal complex assembly; mRNA splicing, via spliceosome. The transcript is spliced from 14 exons. The coding region runs from base 109 to 2274 and encodes 721 amino acids. Gene Ontology annotation, molecular function: protein binding.
AUCUCUGACUUACAGGCAUACAGGUGUAGAAUCUAUGAGAUUGUUGACAGUGAGUGUUUGAGUAGUGUUGUGGGGAAUAUUUGUGUAUUGUAGGUCACGGAGAAAAACAUGGAAACCAAACCACAGAAAAUGCCCAAAGUGGCAAAAGUAAAAAAUAAAGCACCAGCAGAAAUCCAGAUUACAGCAGAACAACUUCUGCGUGAAGCGAAGGAAAGGGAUCUUGAGAUACUACCGCCGCCUCCAAAACAAAAAAUCUCUGAUCCAGAAGAAUUAGCGGAUUACCAGCAUAGGAAGCGAAGAGGUUUUGAAGACAGCCUAAGAAAGAACAGGACAGUUAUCAGCAACUGGAUAAAAUACGCACAAUGGGAAGAAAGUCAGAAGGAAAUCCAAAGAGCACGCUCCAUUUACGAACGUGCAUUGGAUGUAGAUCAUCGCAACAUUACCCUUUGGUUGAAGUAUACCGAAAUGGAAAUGCGGAACAGACAAGUAAACCAUGCGCGCAAUCUAUGGGACAGAGCAGUCACUAUACUACCUCGUGCCAAUCAGUUUUGGUACAAAUACACAUAUAUGGAAGAAAUGCUGGGGAACAUAGCGGGUGCAAGACUUGUAUUCGAAAGGUGGAUGGAAUGGGAACCUGAUGAACAGGCGUGGCUCACUUAUAUAAAGUUUGAACUGCGGUACAAGGAGAUAGAUCGCGCAAGAGGGAUAUAUGAGCGAUUUGUCUAUGUGCAUGCAGAAAUCAGAAAUUGGAUUAAAUAUGCAAGGUUUGAAGAACAGCAUGGAUUUAUUAGUGGAGCGAGAAAAGUAUAUGAAAGAGCAGUGGAAUUCUAUGGUGAAGAAAUGAUGGAUGAGAAAUUGUACAUUGCAUUUGCCAAGUUCGAGGAAGGCCAGAAAGAACAUGAUAGAGCUCGUGUAAUCUACAAGUACGCACUGGAGCACAUACCAAAAGACCGUGCUCAGGAGCUGUACAAAGCAUACACGAUCCACGAAAAGAAGUACGGCGACAGGACUGGCAUCGAGGAUGUGAUUGUGAGCAAGCGCAAGUUCCAGUACGAGGAGGAGGUGAAAGCCAAUCCAACUAACUAUGAUGCAUGGUUUGAUUACUUGCGACUAGUUGAGAGUGAAGGAAAUUUAGAUGUAAUUCGGGAUACGUAUGAGAGAGCAAUAGCAAAUGUUCCACCUACAAAGGAGAAGCAAUUUUGGCGUAGAUAUAUUUAUCUCUGGAUCAACUACGCCCUGUUUGAAGAGCUGGAAGCAGAAGAUGAAGAACGGACGAGGCAGGUCUACAGGGCAUGUCUUCAGUUGCUGCCUCAUAAGAUAUUUACCUUUUCGAAGAUAUGGUUGCUUUAUGCCCAGUUUGAAGUUAGGUGCAAGAAUCUGCAGGUGGCGAGGAAAACACUGGGCAUGGCUCUUGGAAUGUGUCCCAAGGACAAGCUCUUCCGGGGAUACAUCGAUCUCGAAAUCCAGCUCCGAGAAUUUGACCGUUGUCGCAUUUUGUACCAGAAGUUCUUAGAAUUUGGACCUGAAAACUGUGUCACGUGGAUGAAGUUUGCAGAGCUGGAAACGCUCCUCGGCGACAUUGACCGUGCCCGAGCUAUCUACGAGCUGGCCGUGAAUCAGCCCCGUCUGGACAUGCCUGAGAUUCUGUGGAAGGCAUACAUUGACUUUGAGGUGGGCCAGGAGGAGAUGGGCCGAGCUCGCGAACUGUACGAGCGCCUUCUGGAGAGGACACUGCAUGUGAAGGUAUGGAUGAGCUAUGCCCAAUUUGAGAUGUCGGCUGUCGGAGGUGAAGAUCCGGAGGCAGCAGUAGCGCUUGCCCGCCGCGUGUUCGAGAGAGCAAACCAGGCGCUGCGGAGUGCCCAGGACAAGGAGGAGAGGGUGAUGUUGCUGGAGGCAUGGCGCGACUUUGAGAAGCGUCAUGGUGAUGCAGACUCUGUAGCUGGGGUGCAAGCACGCAUGCCACGCAGGGUCAAGAAGCGGCAGCGUGUGCAGGCUGAUGAUGGGUCUGAGGAAGGUUGGGAGGAGUUCUUCGACUACAUCUUCCCUGAAGAUGAGGCGACGAAACCAAACCUUAAGCUGCUGGAGAUGGCAAAGGCCUGGAAGAGGAAACAAGAACAGCAGCAGCAACAGGAGGAGGCCGAAUCGGGAGCAGGGGAAGCAGGGCUUGAUGAUCCUAACCUGGAUGCUGAUGACAGCAUCAGUGACAGUGAUAGUGAAGAAGAGGAGGAACGGGAAGGCGACCAGGACAGCGAUGGGCCACGAAAUGAAUCGUGAAAGUGUUUCCAGGCACUGAAGAAUCGAAGAAAAACUCAACUAUAAAGAAAGUCCAUGCUGACCUCUUCGGCAGUGUCUUCAUGUAAUGGAGACCAUUGUGCACUGUCUGCACAAAUUUAUGUACAAAUUUUAUAAUGCAGUAAAUUUAAUGUUAUUUAUGAACUGAAAAAAAAUUGUACUGUAAAUAAAAUUUUAUAUUUAUAGACUGAA